Nomascus leucogenys (northern white-cheeked gibbon) is the source of this 1017-nucleotide messenger RNA. RefSeq names its product alkB homolog 6, nucleotide demethylase (gene ALKBH6). The record is from RefSeq and is a predicted model, not a curated record. NCBI's taxonomy places the organism in Eukaryota, Metazoa, Chordata, Mammalia, Primates, Hylobatidae.
GAGCUCCCAUUGGCCUGCGGACUCUGCGUCUGUAAUGUGGGGCGGAAAUGGCUGGGAGGGGGAUGGGGAUGUUGAAUUUGGAAAUUGGAGGGGACGCUCGUGGACGGAUUGGGUGCAAGGAGUUGGUGUUGAUGGAGGAGCAGGAUGCCAGAGUCCCAGCCCUGGAACCAUUCAGAGUGGAGCAGGCACCACCUGUAAUCUACUAUGUCCCUGACUUCAUCUCCAAAGAAGAGGAGGAGUAUUUGCUUCGACAGGUUUUUAAUGCCCCAAAGCCAAAGUGGACCCAGCUCUCUGGGAGAAAGUUACAGAACUGGGGUGGGCUUCCCCAUCCCCGGGGGAUGGUUCCUGAGCGGCUGCCCCCAUGGCUCCAGCGCUACGUGGACAAAGUAUCUGACCUCAGCCUCUUUGGAGGCCUCCCAGCUAACCAUGUCCUCGUGAACCAGUAUCUGCCUGGGGAGGGCAUCAUGCCCCACGAGGACGGACCACUAUACUACCCGACUGUCAGCACCAUCAGCCUGGGCUCCCACACCGUGCUGGACUUCUACGAGCCACGGCGGCCAGAGGACGAUGACCCUACAGAACAGCCUCGGCCUCCGCCACGGCCCACCACUUCGCUACUGCUGGAACCGCGCAGCCUGCUGGUGCUCCGCGGCCCCGCCUACACGCGCCUCCUCCACGGCAUCGCCGCCGCCCGCGUAGACGCGCUGGACACCGCCUCCCCGCCGCCCAAUGCGGCAGUCUGCCCGUCGGCGCGGCCCGGAGCCUGCCUGGUGCGCGGCACCCGGGUCUCGCUGACCAUCCGCCGCGUGCCCCGCGUGCUGCGCGCCGGCCUCCUGCUGGGCAAGUGACCGCCAGGACCGGGACCCCUCGGAUUCCCGGGUUCCUGCACCCUUGGGGCUGCUGUGACUCUGCGACCUUGGAACCUUGGGCAGAGGGGGCUCCCCUGGGUAAUUUAUUUUCCCAAUAAUUGUGUGUGAACUACCGAAGACCCCAUACCAAAUAAACAGAAAAUCUUAA